AAAUGUAGCCAUUAUCGAUUCGUUUUUUAAUGUAUUGCCCGCCUCGUCGCCAACUGUUAUAAUCACACCAUCCAUUCACUUGCAAGGCUCAACGAGAAGUGCCGGGUUUUAUUUCUCAUUUCUCUCCGUACAGUUACAUGCUAUAAUAUGCUAUAAUCUAGUCUAAUCUAAUCUAAUCUAUAAUCUAAUUUUAAAUCUACAAUAAUGGAUAUAACAAUUCACAAAAUUGCCCCACCUUCCACCGAAGGCAAACGACCGGAUAGUGGAUUCCGAUUCCGAAGCGUGAACAGUGAUUGGGAAACACGCAGAUCAACGCGGAGUAAACAAAUUAUGAGGGAGAGCAAGCAAAAAAAGGAACAAAACCGAAAACGAAAACAAAAGCAACAAGUAGUUCAGUUUCCGCAGUUCAUACGAUUAAAAACAAUAAUAACAAGUUCGUCGUCUAAUCGUAACGUACAGGCGGCCCAGGAAACGAUCGCAUCGCUCACGGCGGGCGACAAUGCGGCCUACGAGAUGGAUGUCUCUUCCGGCGACAGUGUUGAUGCCGUGCUGAAUGAAGUGAUUGGCCGGUACAAGCGACCACCGACGGUGGUCGUUAAUUCGGCAGGUAUUACCCGCGAUAACUUCCUGCUGAAGAUGCCCGAGUCCGACUUUGAUGCGGUGAUCAACGUGAACCUGAAGGGUACGUGGUUGGUGCUGCAACGUUUCGGCCGGGCCAUGAUCGAUCACGAGCUGGCCGGUUCGAUGGUGAACGUGUCGUCGAUCGUUGCCCGCACCGGCAACAUCGGACAGUCGAACUAUUCCCCGAGCAAGGCCGGGGUGGAAGCGAUGACCUAGGUGGUGGCACGCGAGUUCGGCCGGUACAACAUCCGGGUGAAUGCGAUCGUGCCCGGGUUCAUCCACACGCCGAUGACGGGGACGGUGCCGCAGAAGGUGAAAGAUAUGAUCAUCAUGCAAUGUGCGUUGCGUCGCUUCGGAAAUCCGGAAGAAAUUGCGGAGGUAGCAGCCUUUCUGGCAUCGGAAAAGAGCAGCUACGUAAACGGCACCUCGACCCAAGUGACAUUUUCGAGCAGAUUGUUAGCGUUUUUCGAGUUGCUGGAAGCUUAAA
Messenger RNA from Anopheles merus, 1108 nucleotides. Its product is annotated as estradiol 17-beta-dehydrogenase 8-like. NCBI's taxonomy places the organism in Eukaryota, Metazoa, Arthropoda, Insecta, Diptera, Culicidae. Gene Ontology annotation, molecular function: oxidoreductase activity, acting on the CH-OH group of donors, NAD or NADP as acceptor. The coding region runs from base 205 to 837 and encodes 210 amino acids. The transcript has 2 exons. The record is from RefSeq and is a predicted model, not a curated record.